UCGACUGUUUAGGAGGUGGAUUCUGCACCAUGGAGCUGGUAGCGUUUGAUUCAUUCACUGUUGUUCAUUGGAAGAGAAGAUCUCUCCUUUCUCUCUGUCUUUCCUCCAUCUUCUCUGCUUCAAACACUCUUAGAUCACUAAAAGUCUUUGUUGUUUGGUGGAACUGGUCCUACAUCGUAGUGGGUGUUCCACUCGGCCCCCUUACGUGUCGGAAGGAUGUCGUCCAUGCGGAUGCUUCCUCCAAGGUCUGGGGAGCGACGUGGCAAGGCCGUGCGGCGCAGGGGUUGUGGUCCUCGCGGCAGUGCAGGGACGUGCACUAAAAGAGUGUCAAGAGCUAUAGACCUGGGCAAGAAGGUGGCGGAGCACUUCUCCCACGUUUGGAAGAAGGCAGCAACGAAUGAAGCACAGAGGGAGCACAAACGUCCUGAGCACAGCCUCAUCACUGAAUGCCCCACACGAUGGGGAUCCAACGAAAUGAUGAUUGCCAGGGUGCUAGAGCAGCUUAAAGCCAUUUCUCAGGUAUUGUCAGGUGACCGAUAUGCUCGCUCCCUCAUCCCAACCUGGCAGGAUAUUCAGGUGUUGGAGUCUGUUCACAAGGCGCUGCAUCUUCUCCUGGACUUUACAGAUGCUCUCUCUGGAGAAGAGAAUGUGACCAUCUCCUACCUCAAACCAGUUCUUCACCUUCUGGCCACAUCAGUCCUUGCUGAAGACCAAGAGGACACUGACCUGACUAGGUCAAUCAAAACCAAGAUCCUGACAUACCUCAAUGAUAAGUACAAUGAUCCCAGCAUCCAGAAACUUUUGGAUGUUGCAUCCUUCCUGGACUCCAGGUUUAAAACCCAGUACAUCACCGCAGACAAUAUAACUAACAUUAAGACCCGACUCAAAACCGAAAUGCUGGAAUCAGCAAGGCGUGCACGUAACCGGGAGAAAAGGUCUCGUACUGAAACCACUCCGAGGCCUCAAAGUGCACAGCCCUCUGGUGAAAAGGUGGAGACGUCUCUUGGCAGCUUCUUCAAAACUGCUGUGGUCUCUUCUACUUCUCCCUUGCAACCUGAAGAUGUUGCUGAGGCAGAGUUAAACAGUUACCUCAUGACCCCUCCCAUUGAUGAAUAAGGUGACCCCUUGGCCUGGUGGAAGGUGCACAAGACAAGCUUUCCACGACUGUGCAAAAUGGCCCGCAAAUAUCUCUGGGUCUAUGCCACAAGUGCUCCUUCUGAGCGUCUUUUCAGUGCUGGAGGGAAAAUAGUGACUUGAGCUCGUUCGACUUUAAAACCAGCAAACGUUGACAUGCUGGUUUUACUUGCAUAAAAUCUGAACUCCUGAGAACUAUAAAGAAGAAUCAUUCUGGCUGACUGCCAUACUCAUUUUGCACUUUAGUAUGUUGUGUGCUGCUGUUGUUAAGUGAAACUAAUAUUUCCAUUGGUGUUGAAAACGUUUUUCCUUAAGAUUUAAUAACAUACACCAGUUUGUUUUGUGUUCAUUGAGAGUUUGACUUACUUAAAAAAUGUACAGUUGGUUAAAGCAGGUAUUUGUUCUCCUUACUUUUCCUGCACUCCAGUAUGCUUGAUGUAACUGGCUGGAAAUCAGUAAACUUAAUUUUUUUUUGUACCCUGCCUUUCACCCAUAGACUGCUGGAGAUAAGCACCAGCUUCCCCGUGACCCACUAUGGAAUAAGCGAUAGAAAAUGACUGACUGACUGACUUUUUUUUAUAUCCGUUUCUUUUAUUUAUUUAUAAACUGUCCUGUUAAGUUCAGACAGUGUUUAAGAAGUGCAAUCUACAACAUGUUUCAUGAAGGGUAAAAAGUUAGAAAUGUUGAAGGGGUAAACCCACAAAUUUGUUUCCUUAAUGUUGAAAUCUCCACUUUAAAUAAAUCUGAUAUUGUUUAUUAUGUA
Girardinichthys multiradiatus is the source of this 1897-nucleotide messenger RNA. RefSeq names its product zinc finger BED domain-containing protein 4-like. The transcript has 3 exons. Bases 217 to 1116 code for a protein of 299 amino acids. The record is from RefSeq and is a predicted model, not a curated record. NCBI's taxonomy places the organism in Eukaryota, Metazoa, Chordata, Actinopteri, Cyprinodontiformes, Goodeidae.